AUGGCAUCCGCCCAAGACUUCAUAGAAGACAAUGAGGAUAGAGACGGUAUUCGAUUCAGUUGGAAUGUCUGGCCUUCGUCACGCUUAGAAGCGCAACGAUUAAUAGUACCAAUUGGGUGUCUAUAUACCCCUCUCAAAGCUAAAGAAGAUCUACCCCCCGUACACUACCACCCUAUUGUGUGCAACAAGCCACACUGUGGUGCAACACUGAAUCCUUUCUG
This is a messenger RNA of Sphaeroforma arctica JP610, 221 nucleotides long. RefSeq lists its product as hypothetical. The annotation marks the transcript as partial. Gene Ontology annotation, biological process: COPII-coated vesicle cargo loading. Lineage: Eukaryota; Ichthyosporea; Ichthyophonida. Gene Ontology annotation, molecular function: GTPase activator activity. Gene Ontology annotation, cellular component: COPII vesicle coat; endoplasmic reticulum exit site. The record is from RefSeq and is a predicted model, not a curated record. The transcript has a single exon.